Molecule: messenger RNA, 3818 nt
Organism: Folsomia candida
Lineage: Eukaryota; Metazoa; Arthropoda; Collembola; Entomobryomorpha; Isotomidae
Product: sodium/hydrogen exchanger 8
Exons: 15
Coding region: 29-3331 (1100 amino acids)
Biological process (GO): proton transmembrane transport
Cellular component (GO): membrane
Molecular function (GO): sodium:proton antiporter activity
Source: RefSeq, a predicted model, not a curated record
AGAAGGAUAACUUUGCAAGGAAUUAGACAUGAUUGAUGAAGGUGGAGCUGAUAUUGCGUUAGACGACGACGCGUUUGAGUUUCGACAGUUUUGUGAAUCAAGUGAACUCCUUCGUCAACAUUCAGGAAAUAGUUCAGUUGUAACUGCUGUCUGCCUCGAACGAAGCGACUUUGACAACAAUGACUUGAUCCAACUUCUCUCUAUUGUCAUAAUCCUUGGUGUGGGUGCGUUUGUUCGUGAGGUCCUUGGCAGACUACCCCUCAAAAUUCCAUAUACUGUUGCCAUCUUCUUUGUGGGACUGGGCGUGGGACGACUCAGUGACGAAAUCUGUCCCAUUCUCGACGACUUUGUAGCCAUCGUUCAACUCAAACCGCAACUGAUCUUGUCCACGUUUCUUCCCGUGCUCAUUUUUGAGAGUGCGAUGGAGAUCAACAUCCACACCUUUAGGAGGACACUUCCACAGAUUUUACUCCUUGCUGGACCUGGAUUAUUAUUUUCUACCUUUAUCACUGCAGUCGUGAGUAUUUUCCUAUUCAUAGAGUACGAGUGGAAUUUCGUAGAAGCAAGUUUAUUUGGAUCAAUUAUAAGUGCCACAGAUCCCGUCGCCGUUGUCGGACUCUUGCGUGAUUUGGGCGCAGCUGAAAGCCUCUCUGUUCUCAUCGAGGGAGAAUCACUACUUAACGACGGGAUUGCUGUCCUUCUUUUCAAAAUUUUCGAAGAACUUCUCGUUCACAAUGACCACGAGGGCGGGUGGGGCACUGUCGUGCUGUCAGGAUUUCUCAAGUUUCUCCUCAUUGGGGUUGGCGGACCCGUGUUUGGCUUCGUCUGCGCCAAGAUAACAAUAUUCUGUCUCUCCAAAGUAUUCAAUGAUCCCAGCGUGGAAGUCUCAAUCACUUUGGCCUCGGCCUAUCUCACAUUUUAUGUUGGGGAAGAGGUUCUCGGAGUUAGUGGGAUACUGGCCGUGGUGCUGUUAGGACUAACGUUGAAGGCUAAUCACUGCAUCAGCCCACAGUCAGAAGUUCCGUUACACCAUUUUUGGGAAGUGAUUGGCUACAUGGCGAACACGUUGCUGUUUUUCUUGAUAGGAUUGAUCAUUGGGAGGAAGGCGUUCCUAUUUUUGGACGGGAUGGACUUUCCGUACCUUUUUGCACUGUAUGCUUCUGUCAUUCUAAUCAGAUUCCUUAUGCUUGUCCUGCUGAAACCAAUUCUUCAUAAAUUCGGGUAUGGGUUCGAUUGGAAAACGCUAUCCGUCGUUAGUUGGGGUGGUCUUCGUGGGGCUGUGGGAUUGUGUUUAGCUCUCGAAGUUUAUGAAGAACCACAUUUAUGCACUAUUGAUAAACUAGGACCGAAAGUACUUUUCCAAACGGCUGGAAUUGUAAUUCUAACGCUGCUGCUUAAUGCGACCACGACAAAAAAGUUGAUGCAAGUCUUGAACAUGACUACAAUAUCGCAAAGGCAUCGGGCCGAUAUGGAGGACAACUUACAAUACUUGGAAAUUACUCGACGUAAAUAUUUCCGUGGAUUACGACAUCAUCCUGAUUAUGCAAACGCGGAUUGGAAUUCAGUUAGGAAAUUUACAUUUAUCGAGAGUGAGUUGUAUCCAGUAGAUAAAAAGGAGACAGAAAAGAACCCCUCUAUGAAAAGGGAAAUAAAUACAAUCGAGGACACAAUGAAGAAGGCGAGCGCAAUUAAAGUUGAUUUUUCUGUGAAAGAAGAACCUGAAAAUGGGGCAGAAUUUCGAAAUCAACUGAAUGAAGAUGAUCGUCUUCGUCUUUUAAAAGCUUUCAAGAUAAGUUUCCGUCGUCAAUAUGAACAAGGAGUUAUCCAAGGAUCAGUCUUAAAAUACGUAUUGGAAGUCUGCAAUCGAAUUGAGGACACUCCAUCUAAGUUACCGACAUGUACAGAUGUUAUGAAUCGGUGGAGUCUGGAGAAACGAAAUGGCAAAACUGUCCCAUGCGGAAGAAUUCUAAAAUUUUCUCGCAUUUUUGCCUACUUUGUGCAAGAAUCUGAAAAGGAGAAAGUGCAUCUCAGCUUACAAGUGGGAAAAGGAUUCGUAUCAGCGAUCGAACAAGUGGUGAAUCUUAUCCCAAAAAUGUUUCAUGAUUUUAAGGACAUGGAGAAAGUUCGGUUUAUGAAAAGAAUUCUUGAACGAGAAAAAUUCGCAACUAUUCUACAGCUUGGAUCACUUCAAAUGAGUUAUCAAAAAAUAGCUGUAGCUGCAAAGUCUCGAUAUGCAGCGAGACUAGUGAUCAACCAAAUGCAAGCUACAUUGCUGGACUUGCGACAUGAUGGUUUAAUUGAGCGCGACGACGCUGAUAUCUUGAUGCUAAGUUUGGAACACCUGAUUAAAAAACUUCAUAAAUUUCCUAAAAUUAUAGGAGUGUCUUCACCCGAAACCUUCCUAGCUAAUUUGUCUUGGUUCCGAAGAAUGCUGCAACCAAAGAGUUUUGAAUUUCUCCAGAGCAAAGCAGUCCUGUUAAAUUUUCUCCCUGGUGAUACGAUCUAUAAAAUUGGUGAUCUACCUCACGGUGUGUACUUGAUUAUCACUGGUUUGGCUAAAGUUGGAUUUAUUGCGUCAGAAAGGUUGAAAAUGGCUCGAAUGAGAUAUGGAAUGUUUCCCAUUUGUGAAAUACUUGAAGAAUUAGAGUUCAAAGACUCAUUCAGUGAUAUCAUUGGCCCUGGUGGCAUUGUUGGGGAGCUUGGAUUUCUAAAGAAAGAGUGUCGAUCAUCGAGCGUCACAUGUGAAACAUUUCUCACGGCCUACUUUUUUCCUUCAGAUGCUUUAGAUCAAGUUGCACAAGCGUCUUUGAUGUCAUUUCCUGGAGAUGAUUUACUCCUGCACUUGUGGGCUUCUUGGGGAUUUAAGGUUGCUUGCAGCCUUUGCCAAUAUUUGCCCCAAUUCCAGAAUUGGAGCAUGGAAAGAAUUAAAGGAUACUUGGAGGGUGGAUUUGUUCCUGCAAUUAAUCCGCUCUCUGUCUACCAUUUGCCUGAUUUCACCUCGGAUGCAGUCGUCAUUGAAGGUUAUUUUGUCGACAAUGACUCCAAAGAGUUAUUCAUUGCGCCGUGUCUCAUCCCCCGAGAGUGCAACAGCAUAAUCUCUAAAUUCAACCCCCUCACUGUGAACCGACUCUUUGUAAUUCCUCAUGAAGACGUCUCUCACGUCCUACUUCGUCAAUACAUGGGUUCGUCAAAUGCCUUGAUUUCCAGAGCCCUUGGCAAAUUGGAGAAUAAAAAGAUUCCAAGUGGAAAACAACGAUUAGAUCCACGACAGAGGAGAAUGUCUCUUGCAAUUGCUUCAACAUCAGCAUUGGGGGGCCAAGAAACUGAAUGAAAGCGUCAGGUCAUAAAGGAAUUCAUGCAGUUUAACGAUAAUGGAUUGUUUCAGUUCUUCAUUUUUUUCUAUUUUAUUACCACCAUAAUUGUUUUAAUAGUUGUGAUCGUUGUUCAAGAAAAUAUUUGAGUCAUGGAAAAAGAUUUGAGUAAUGUAUGAUAUUCAUGCUUGAAAGUUGAAAUGUCCUCCAUUAUGGUUCGGUUUGAACUGGAUUAUCCAUGUAUUUGACAAUUUAUUGAUUUCUUGAAUAAGUAGAAUCGAAUUUUUAUAAAGUUCGAGUUUGCCCUUCACCCUGACAUUUUACUUUUAACAUUCAAACUAGUCUACAUACAUACAUAAUGAAAGCUUUUUCAAUCAAUAUUCUAAUCAAGAACAUCAGUAUAAAUUGUAGAAUUCAGUUCGAAUGACUUUAAUAUUGAUCGCAAUACCAAGUUAUCACAAAUAAAACCUAAUAAAAAUUUGGCUUUACAGUCCUCGUUAAACUAGA